This is a messenger RNA of Salvelinus sp. IW2-2015, 1557 nucleotides long. Lineage: Eukaryota; Metazoa; Chordata; Actinopteri; Salmoniformes; Salmonidae. The record is from RefSeq and is a predicted model, not a curated record.
AUGUACAUAAUGUCACUGAAGGCGUGUUGUGUGGUAGAGGGUAGCUAGCACCCACCUUCAAGCUAACAUGAGAUUUUGAGCACAGACGCACUAGACUCACACACACUGAACCUGCUCUGUGAGGAAAUUGACACGAGAGAUGCAAUGGUGAUAUAAAUGAUAGUGGUUCACAUAGCAACACAGAGGACAUGUCGGUGUCCUACUCUUCUGCUCUGCAUUUGGCAAUGCUUCUGAGUCUCCACUCAGAUCAAACAUUGAUCUAUUUUUCUACAGGUUUACAGAACCUAACUACACUGUCAAAUCCAACAGCAGUCAUACUACACAAAGGAAAUUCAGUGACGAUCCACUGCACCCACAAUUUACCCAAUGACAUUGAAAUAUUUACAGUAACUAUAAAAGGAACAGAGGUGCUGUGCUUUUCUCAGUUUAACAGACAAGAGUGGCUGGUGUCAAAGACAUGUAAAGAAAGCAUACAAAUUAAUUGGAAUAAUGAGACCAGAGAAAUCUUCUUUUCACUGAUGAAGCUACAGAUAAAUGAUUCUGGACUUUACUCUUGUGAAGUGAAAAGAGCUGCACCUCCACCUGCACAAGUUUUCUCAAAAAACAUAACUAUUUGUGUAACAGCCCCUCCUGCAGUGUCUGUGUCUGACGUAAAGGAGCCCGGUAGUGGACUUCCCAUGUUGCUGUGCUCCUCUCAGGGGUUUUACCCAAAGACCAUAGAGCAGGUGUGGUUUAGAGAUGGUCAGCUCCUCAACACCAGACUUUCAGAUAGGCAGAGAGAGGACAACACAGAUGGUUCCAUCACCGUCCACUCCUACCUGCCUCUGUCCUCAGGACCCAGCAAGGCUGGCCUCUAUCUCUGCUGGGUCAACCACUCUUCCCUCAGCCACCCCAUCACUGUCAAUCACACAGUCAUGUCCAAUGGUUUCCCAGUGAGUUGGCUAUAUAUUGUGGUCAGCAUUGGAGUAGUCUUGAUUCUAGUGGUCCUUAUCGUCAUGAUCUUCAAGUGUACACAGUUCAAGAGAGUCAAACACCUUUUUCCUCUUGGAACAUCCCAAGAACCUGUCCACACUGUCUCCUCCGUGACUGAGAACAUCAUCUACUCAACACUGGGAGACCAUCAUCCAAUCACUCUCUCCACUGCUAUACCAACAUAGACAAGGGAUCAACAAGCAGUACUGUACCAAUAGGGCCAUAGACAGUACCACCUGAUGUACCAAAUCCUAGGAUGGGAUCCUAGCUGCAGAUGAAUCAUGUAGGACUUUCUCAGAACCACCAUGUUUGGGACACUUGACUGGGGAAUACAAAAAUAUGAAUUUGCUUGUAGGCUAUUUAUUCUAAUGAUGUGUAUAAAAACAAUUUGAUGUUGAAUGGUUGUCCAAACUGUAAUGCCUCUGAUUAUGUUAAUCUCAGAUAAUCCAGUGACGACUGUCAUUGAUACCAGUAAUAGUCUCUCUAUGUCUGGGUAGCAGCCCAGUACAAUUCCUCCUCCCAGCUGCCCACUGCACUGAGGCUAGGAAACACUGUCACCACUGAUAAAUCCAUGAUAAUUGAGAA